Messenger RNA from Esox lucius (northern pike), 5657 nucleotides. RefSeq names its product activin receptor type-2B. The record is from RefSeq and is a predicted model, not a curated record. Gene Ontology annotation, biological process: activin receptor signaling pathway; cellular response to growth factor stimulus; protein phosphorylation. Bases 390 to 1943 code for a protein of 517 amino acids. Gene Ontology annotation, molecular function: ATP binding; activin receptor activity; activin binding. Gene Ontology annotation, cellular component: activin receptor complex; plasma membrane. The transcript is spliced from 11 exons. NCBI's taxonomy places the organism in Eukaryota, Metazoa, Chordata, Actinopteri, Esociformes, Esocidae.
UUUGGACACAGAUCACUAACAUGCAUGUAAACCCCGACCUCACGACGCAACGGGUAGCUUAGCUUACUAUAGCUUUCUCUAACAUAGAAAAAACACAAACUUUCAUUAGCUAUAGUAGAUUUUAAUCGGGAGCCAGCUAUCGGGAAUGCUGGACUAUUCGCACACGGGUUGGUUACACUGUCGGUGUUCUUCCCUGACCUCGUCCUGAAACAUUGUUGCCCAGUUGGGGAUCGAGGCUACUGACCAACACGCUGUGGUUGGAUGGACCCGAGAGGCCUUUGGUCAUUGCUGUGAUGAUGGAAUGAUUGUUUGACGAACUCCGGUUUAAAUGUUUGCUACGGGUGAAGAAAGAGAGAGUCUUCCCUGUCUUAUAUUGAAAAGAAAACAUCAUGGCGUUUUCCUGGUUAACUUGUUCUCUUCUACUGGGAACUUUGUGUGCAGGAUGGGGCCAUGGGGACGUGGAGACCAGGGAGUGUGUGUACUACAAUGAUAACUGGCGUACGGAGCGAACCAACCAGAGUGGCCUGGAGAGGUGUGAGGGGGAGAAGGAGAAAAGACUGCACUGCUACGCCUCCUGGCUCAACAUCUCUGGAACCAUCAAACUGGUGAAGAAAGGCUGCUGGCUGGACGACUUCAACUGCUAUGACAGGCAGGAGUGUGUGUCCAUGGAAGAGAACCCCCAGGUGUUUUUCUGCUGCUGUGAGGGGAACUACUGCAAUGAGCGGUUCACACACCUGCCAGACCUCGUUGCCAUCGGCAACCGGGUAAAGAUCCGCCUCCCUCCCAGAGGACUGUCCCUGGUGAAUGUCCUGGUGUACAGCCUGCUCCCUCUCUGUGUCCUGUCCCUGGGUCUGGUUCUGGCCCUGUGGAUGUACCGACGCCGCAAGCCUCCCUAUGGACACGUGGACCUCGGCGAGGACCCGGCGGUGACCCCUCCCUCCCCCAUGGUGGGGCUGAAGCCUCUGCAGUUACUGGAGGUGAAGGCCAGGGGGCGCUUCGGCUGUGUGUGGAAGGCCCAGCUGCUGAGUGAAUACGUCGCUGUGAAGAUCUUCCCGAUUCAGGAUAAGCAGUCGUGGCAGAACGAGAGGGACAUCUUCAUGACUCCUGGUAUGAAACAUGAGAAUCUCCUGCGCUACAUCGCCGCGGAGAAACACGGCAGCAACCUGGAGGCGGAGCUCUGGCUGAUCAUGGAGUUCCACGAGCGGGGUUCCUUGACUGACUACCUUAAGGGAAGUACUGUGACCUGGUCAGAGUUGUGCCACAUUGCUGAGACUAUGUCCCGUGGUUUGGCUUACCUUCACGAAGACACAGCCAUUUCUAAGGGCGAAGGUCCCAAACCCACUAUUGCACACAGGGACUUUAAGAGCAAGAAUGUGAUGUUGAGGGAUGAUCUGGCCGCGGUGAUCGGAGACUUUGGUCUGGCGGUCCGCUUUGAGCCUGGGAAACCACCGGGAGACACCCACGGACAGGUUGGUACGUGGCGUUACAUGGCUCCGGAGGUCCUGGAGGGGGCGAUAAACUUCCAGAGAGACUCGUUCCUGAGGAUAGACAUGUACGGCGUGGGCCUGGUACUGUGGGAGCUGGUUUCGCGAUGCACCGAUGGAGAUGGUGCUGUGGGGGAGUACAUGCUGCCGUUUGAGGAGGAGAUCGGCCUGCACCCGUCCCUGGAAGACCUGCAGGAGGUGGUGGUCCACAAGAAGAUGAGGCCCGUCUUGAAGGACGCCUGGCUCAAACACCCGGGCUUGUCUCAGGUGUGUGAGACUAUAGAGGAGUGUUGGGACCACGACGCAGAGGCUCGUCUCUCCGCCGGCUGUGUGGAAGAACGCAUCUCCCAGAUCGCCAGGACAACCGCCGGCACUACCUCAGACUGUCCGGUCUCCACAGUAACGUCGGUCGCUGACGACGACGACGACGACCUACCUCCCAAAGAAUCCAGCAACUAAGUCCUCCGUUACAAAGGCGUCACCACGCAGUGACAUCACCACGCAGUGACAUCACCACGCAGUGACAUCACCACGCAGUGACAUCACCACGCAGUGACAUCACCACGCAGUGACAUCACCACGUGGAGACGUGUGCUCCUGGCAUAUGUCAAAGACUCACCUGAUCUCAGUGAUUUUAUUUUUAUUUUUUAUUAUUCUUUUUUUUUAAACCAACUUGAAUGCAGCUGCUAAGUUAAUUAACGUGAUAACGGUAUAAUUGUUUUUAGAUGUAUUUUGUUGUUUUUGUUGCUACCUGUGAUUUGUCAUUACGGAUCAAGUCAAUUCCUCUGGUACAUCAGCCUGCAGGAGUUCUCAAGGGUGGGAGAAAUAAGCUCUGCUGUGGAUCUCUGAGAAACAUCCAUGUGAUAAGUUCUCGUGUUGGACCAUCUGGUCAGUCAAUACCUCAUGCUGUCUAUGGUUGUCAUAAUUACCUCAGUCAUUUCUCUGUCGUCCGGUCAAGAUGGCCGCCCGCCAGACAAAACCAACCAUACUCCAUACCUCGGACUAUACUAUAUACACACACGACACAACCUGGAUGACACACACACACACACGACCACAUUACAAUACACACAAUAAGACUAAUCUCAGAGGAACCUUGAGACUGUUAAACAUAUUUAUCUUUGUUGGGUGAUGAAGCUUCUCUCUUCAUUACACAGUCUGUUGUCCGUCUUUGUUUGGGAGUACACCACAUUGUCACUGACUGACGGCUGAAGAGCAGAGAAGCGCGACAGGUUGGGGCGUCCCGGCACUGGCAGAAUGUUAGCAACGGACAAAUGAACUUGCAAAAUAGUGUUGACAUGUAUUUUAACUUCUACCUCUCAGGAUUGUUUUAUACACGUGUAGAGAUGACACGUUAUCUAUUUUGGACAAUAUAGUAUUUUCUUUUUUUUUUGUCUUUUUUUUUUUAUAAUACACAGAUUUACCACUUUGCCAACACCAGUCAUUGCAACGUUGAGUUACCAAUUUCUUAUGUUAACUAUGUGUCUGUAUUCGGGUGUUUUGGGGAGUAGGCUAAGAGAUUGACAGGCGUUGGGUUUCUCACAAGUAUUUGUUUUUAUUCUCUGUCGCUAGACUCGGCCACACGCUAGUAAAAGAAGUCUCCGAUUUACCAGUGUUUCUUUUUGGAAACACUUGUCUGACUCGUGCGCCUCUGUUUCAGUUACCUCAGCAACCCAUAUGUCAUAUAGAAAAGACUAAACUCAGUGGUUGCCUUUCUUUCCAUGCCCUUCCAGGCUAGCCCUACCAGGCUAGCCCGGUCCUAGAUCUGUUGGUAUGGUUUUGCCAUCUUUUGAGAUAAUACAAAGACAUCUGGAGCCAGGUUCAUUAGGCAAAUACUAACGCACCCCAACAUAACAGUGAAUGUCUGAACAAUGCUGCUGUAGUCAUGCCGUGAUGGAGGUCAGUUCUAUUUUAGGUCCGGUCAGUUCGGGGCGAAAACCGUACCCCACCUUCACAUUAUAAAAGUUUUAAAUACAAACGUUUUAAAAUGUUUUGAAAACUAAAUGUAAUUGUACUUUUUAGGAUUGGCUGCACAUAAUCUGGAACUGACCCCAGAUGGCUUUGACUUCUCAAGGAUAGUCAACCAUGAAUAGAUUCCACUUGUCAACUGGUCUCAGUUUUGUGAUUUUAACUCUCUGAAUCAUGCUAAUGAUAAUGAUCUUAUUCUAUGUUAGUCCUCAACUUUUUACCAGUCCUGAUCUCCACAACCUUCUCUGACAAGUACACACAUAUACCUCAGGCUUUUAUACAGAUUAAUGUCUGUUUUAUCAUAUUCUUAUGUUUUAGUAGGCGUGUUGCAAUGCAAGUUUUACCUCUUUUACGUACCGUAGAUGUUCCUAGUUGUUGACCAGGUUUGUAAUGAAGGUGUUGAUGUUGUUGUUCACCCCUACAGAAAAGGCAGUAUUCUGUUUAUCUGGCCUAAUUGUUUUUGUUUUGAUGAUUAUGUACACACAGUUGCCGAACACUGAUUUUACACCGUACCUGACCGGGGGCAUUGUUACUGUUUUUAGUUUCAAGCGACUGUGAACUUUUCUUUCUCAAAUGUUUAAUGAGAAUCCUCUGUAUCGAGGAUUACGUCUGUUUAUAUAUAGCCUAUAUAUAUAUAUUCUGUUUUCUAUAGAAUUUUUGAAGGUUGUUUUGUUACUGAUUAUUAUUAUUAUGCAUUCUGUGGGUAUGAGCGCCUCGGCAUCGAGAGCUAUGUAGCUAGCGAUUUUAUUUCACCCUCAAAUUCAUACUAGACCCUUGCGAAGAUCUCGACAAAUAGGACUGGUGUAAGCAGUAAAUUCUGACGUGUAAUACAGAAGCCUUCUACCAAAUCCAAGCCUCUCGGGGACUCCAAUAGUGACCUGGGCUGUCUGGGCGGGGUAGAUUAUUGGUGAUGUCACUAUUGACCCCAUCCAUUAACGCUACAUUCCGUGCGACCAGUUCUAUUUGACUAAGAUUUUCAUCUCCGUGGACAACAUUUUCCCGCUCGCCUCCGCCACAUUGUCACUUGAGAACUGACUAAAGGUGUGUUCGACAACAACAGUCCGAUCGGGAUGCGAGAAUGACGGUUGAGGUUACAGUCACUAGGGGUGCAAACCAGGUGAAACGGGGGGACCUGUAUGAACAUUUGAAACACUAAUUUCCAUUGCAAUACAUUGCUCUUAUGAAUAGCUUACACCCCUGGAGGAAAACCGUAAUGUUGAAAACGUGCCCUGACAUACGGCUUCAGAUUUUUUAUUCGUCUUAACAUUUCAAACCGCACUUCAAACAACUGUUGCUUUUGACUUGCCACUGUAAGAGCCAUUACCAUAAUAUGUACCGACGAUGGGUUAAAGCAAUAUAAUCAGUAUUUAGCAAUAGUCUCCUUUCAGGGUUUUCUUCGUGAUCUCCGUAAUCUGUGAAAACUAAUGUCUGAUGUUUUGGCCUGCUGUGUAUGGUAAUGUUGUAUUAUCAAGUUUCAGUGGCCACUUAACGCUGGUGGACCAAUACAGGACAUUCUUUUUAUCCAAUCGAAAUAUCUGAUCUAGUAAGGCAAGCGACCACUUGGUGAAAGGUCAGAAAGCUGCCUUGGUAAAUGUAGCCAAUGCGGAUGCUGUCUAAGGCCGAGAUUCGACGUGAUCGCGCCACUCUUGCCAUGCUCAUAUUCCCAGAGACCACAUUUGCGGCGGAAAGUGGUACAGGUCAACUCAAACCAAAAUCACCUUUAUUUGGCAAGUGCUAUAAACUGGAUUUUGCACCGAUCAUACUGAAUCCCGGCCUUACAGUGCAUACACUGUUCCUGGACAUCAAUCAAGUACCUCGUUAAGCGUUAUGUAGUGAAUACUACCAAACCGAAUAUCAUCUUGGAUUAGUAGCCUACCAAUUAUACACGUGUAUAUUAUAAUAUUGGAAAGUGUCCAGGCUCCAGAGAGCUGGUUCUUUACGUUAGCCAGCUAAUUCAGUCACAAUUAAAUGUCACUUGAUAUAUGUGUUUUAUUUAGAAAACGUGAAUAUUGUUUGUUGAUUCGUGUUCACUCCAACGCUAUUUCUUGAGAAGAGGAAGAUGUUUUUGGACAGCUUUCUGGAACCGACCUGAUGAGCCCAGCUCGUGCGUGUGUGUACGGACAUUGUUUUGUCUCUGCUCCAGUAAUACAAUUCUCAAAACAAUACAUCUUUUUAUAUAUUGAAAUAAAAAUAAUUACUGAUUAU